UGUAAUCUGCACCGCCGAGGAAAAUGGGAACUGCGUCGUAAACAAAAGGCCGAAUGAACUUUUCCGUCACGUAGUCUGGACACCAGGAAUUCUCGAAUGCCAAAUAGAAUUUGUAUUCCGCACGCAACAUAUCGUCGCAGUGGGCAGCCAAAUCCGAUUGACUUUUCACGAGUUCUGAUCCUGGAAUAUUUUCGAUGACGUUGACGUAGCCAGUGGUGUUGGGAAUUCUUGGCAAUUAGAGAUCCGUAAUAAUCACGGAGGAAGACAUCUGAAUCUCGUCGUGUCGUUAUUGAGACCGGACCAAUAUCCCAGUUAACAGAUUUUCCAAAUAUGAUCUUGCUUAAAUUAUUCUCAGUGGAAGGUAUAGCCCGUUGUUGCUGGAAUGAAAUCACGAUUAAACUGAAAUGAAUAGGUAGUUGCUGGAUGGGCUUGUCUACUUGGCGUUGCUAUAGGAACGCUGAGGCCACUUGGAUUUCUACCACAGCUAGACCCACGUUUUUACACCGAGAUCAGAAGUGCACGAGAAUACAAAACGUGGCUGUUAGUGGUCUAGUGAAUGACGAUACCACAUGCUGAAAAAAGACAAAGAAGUCGGGGUGUGUGUGUUAGCUUCGUAGCCAUUAAUGUUGGAAGAAUUAAUCCACAUAACGGAGAAAGCAAAUAAACCCAGAGAGCACAGCUAACACGAAUGCGUAGCUGUUAAACGGGAAGAAUCUACUGGUCCUCCAGUACAAAACGAGGCAAGUUUCACUAGCCAAUGGGUUAACAAUUUCCAUAACGACAAUGUCCAAUGGCACACGAAACGCCCCGUGAAAUGGCCCGCCUUUGCUGAUGAGAUUGUGAACUGUGGCAGUCGUUCUUUGUGUUUGGAUGCAACUUGAAGCUGAACGGCAAAAAGAUUUGGAUCUUCGGCUAACAAUAGACGAAGGGAAAUUAAAGUUUUACAUGGAAUUCGUUUUGGAUCGAUGCCUAAAUCAACGUGUCUUGUUUAAAAGGCGAAGAAAACUUUUUCUACUUUUCCAAUCAGGAUUAACUCUACUUCUUUUUGUGUAUUUCAGCCAACAACUACCCCAACCCAAUACGUUGCAGCAAUACGAAGAAGAGCAUCAAGUUCUGUGCAUCAACAGCGAUUUAGCUGUAGACUUACCGGAAGCUGAUGGUCUUGUCAUGGAAUACGAUGUCCAUCCGAGCCAAUGGGUAACGUACGACAGUGGACAAGGAAACGACACCGAUGACCGCAUCUUUUUCCAUGAAACGAGCGGUCACAGUGACCUGAGUCUGAGGCAAUGCUGUGCAGUCGAAUCGGCAGCUAGACACAAUCCUGACCGGCCUAUCCAGCUGUUUAUGCGAUCGCCUGCAACCUGCAAUUCCGACAAUAGUCCAUCUUCUUUAGACAUUCCGUCGUGGCUAAAGGUGCUGUCUCGAUAUCCGAACGUGGCAGUUGUCUUGCUGAACGAAGAGCGUUACUUUUCUGGAACACCGUUGGAGGACUGGUACUCGAAGGGAGUGUGGCGUACGAGCCGGUUCCAGAUGGGACAUUUGUCCGACUACAUCCGCAUCGUGUCUCUGUACAAAGGAGGUGGCAUGUAUUUAGACAUGGAUAUUCUAACCCUUAGAGCUUUCAAAGGUGCCAUCUUUCGGAACUGUUUAGUCUACGAAAAUGAUGCCAUGGAUACGAUCGGAAACAGCGUCCUGCACUUGGAACGUGGGCACAGUCUCACUAGUGAACUGAUUCAAUUGCUCUCAGAAGAAUAUGACCCAGAAGCUUAUGUUUAUCACGGGCCGGAUGCCAUUGCUGAAAUUAUGAAUCGUGUCUGCAAUUUAGUGGCUGGAAAUCCGAAAUCCAACGAAUGCAAUAACGUCCGUCUCUUGUCUCAUCGCCAUUUUCAUCCAGUGCCGGCCAUGUUUUCCCACAUGCUGUUUCAGAGUAAUGGCAACCUUAGUGAUGUUGAAGCGCUGUUUCAAAUUAAGGACAGCUUUGGUCUUCACCUAUGGAACUCGAUAUCUUUACGAGAACCAAUUAACGUGGACAAUCCGAAUCAAAUAGUGGCCAUACUUGCCCGUCGACACUGCCCACUAACUGUCAGUAGGGCAGCUGAUUUCAAAUCUCUUUAAGUUUACAUAAUGUUUAAUGCCGUUUAUAAUUGUUGCUGGAUACAUUUACGAGUUUAUUCAAAUAAUAUGACUAAAAUGUCUAUUUUUUUACGUUUAUGCGUAAGAAAAUGCAUUCCUGAGACUUCAUUUCAAUUAAUACACUUGCGUUUGGCCCAGCAGUGCUGGUCAAGGUGGUGAGUUGGCAACAGGCAGUAUUUCUGAAACAAGAGAUUUUUAAAGUAAAUGAAUACUUCAUUACGCGUUUUGAUAAUUUGAAUGGGAACGCGUUACAUGUUCAAAUAUUGUAAUUUGAUUUCAUUUAAUCAUUUGGUUGUAUCUUGUAUGGUCAUGUAAGGUUAAAAAGCUA
Daphnia carinata is the source of this 2461-nucleotide messenger RNA. Its product is annotated as lactosylceramide 4-alpha-galactosyltransferase-like. Gene Ontology annotation, molecular function: hexosyltransferase activity. The transcript has 7 exons. Lineage: Eukaryota; Metazoa; Arthropoda; Branchiopoda; Diplostraca; Daphniidae. The record is from RefSeq and is a predicted model, not a curated record. Bases 871 to 2115 code for a protein of 414 amino acids. Gene Ontology annotation, biological process: glycosphingolipid biosynthetic process.